Agrilus planipennis (emerald ash borer) is the source of this 1715-nucleotide messenger RNA. RefSeq names its product probable medium-chain specific acyl-CoA dehydrogenase, mitochondrial (gene Mcad). The record is from RefSeq and is a predicted model, not a curated record. The transcript is spliced from 10 exons. Lineage: Eukaryota; Metazoa; Arthropoda; Insecta; Coleoptera; Buprestidae. The coding region runs from base 254 to 1528 and encodes 424 amino acids. Gene Ontology annotation, biological process: medium-chain fatty acid catabolic process; fatty acid beta-oxidation. Gene Ontology annotation, cellular component: mitochondrion. Gene Ontology annotation, molecular function: medium-chain fatty acyl-CoA dehydrogenase activity; flavin adenine dinucleotide binding.
UAAUUGUUUUUAUUAAUAUCUGAAAGUAUAAUUUUUGCUUGCUUUCGUUAGAAUCUGACUCUUGUGCAUUGUUUUUCUUAUUUAAUUCAAGUCCUUAAACAGAGCAACUUGUAUUUUGUACUUUGUACUGAACUGUUAUAAUAAGCUACCGUCAUAUAAUUAAGAGAUAUAAUCUAUUUAAAAGGUGUCUAUUCGAAGUGUAAGUGGAAGUUUUAAGUUUCAUUUUAGUGUUGGAGAAUAAUACAGUCCAAAAAUGAACUGUGUACCCAAGGUUCUGCGUGGAGCGGUCCAACCAGUUGUUAGAGCUCUAUCAACUACCUCAUUUGCUGCACAAAAGCCUGCUGAAGAUGUAGCUUCCGGUGCUUCAUUUAGUUUUGAGCUAUCUGAUACUCAAAAAGAGUUCCAAGAGCUGGCUAGAAAGUUUACCAGAGAAGAAAUUGUUCCUGUAGCUGCUCAUUAUGACAGGACAGGGGAAUAUCCAUGGCCCUUAGUAAAAAAGGCUUGGGAACUUGGUCUUAUGAAUGGACACAUUCCCGAAGAUAUUGGGGGUCUUGGCCAAGGAGUUUUCGAUGGAUGUUUAAUAGGUGAGGAAAUAAGUUAUGGGUGCACUGGAAUCGGGACAGCUAUAGAGGGAACAAGUUUAGGGCAAGCUCCUGUUUUACUCGCCGGUAACAAGGAACAGAAAAAAAAAUACUUGGGACGACUUCUGGAAGAGCCACUUGUAGCUGCUUAUUGUGUAACUGAGCCAACAGCUGGGUCAGAUGUGGCUGGAGUAAAAACAAAAGCUGAGAAAAAGGGGGACGAGUGGAUUCUAAAUGGACAAAAGAUGUGGAUCACUAACGGAGGCGUGGCUAAUUGGUACUUUGUCCUGGCAAGGACCAAUCCAGACCCCAAAUGCCCUGCAAGCAAGGCUUUUACUGGGUUUAUUGUAGAACGAGAGUGGCCAGGUGUUACACCUGGAAGAAAAGAAAUAAACAUGGGCCAGCGCGCUUCAGACACCCGGGGAAUAACCUUCGAGGAUGUGAGGGUACCAAAAGAAAAUGUUCUUAUAGGAGAAGGCGCAGGCUUUAAGAUAGCCAUGGGUUGUUUUGAUAUAACUAGACCACCAGUGGCCUGCGGAGCAACAGGUCUUGCGCAGCGUUGCCUUGACGAAGCUUCGAAAUACGCGAACGAACGCAAAACGUUCGGCGUACCGAUUUCGCACCAUCAAGCGGUGGCGUUCAUGCUCGCCGACAUGGCGAUCGGGGUUGAAACCGCCCGAUUGGGGUGGAUGCGGGCUGCGUGGGAAGUGGACCAGGGCCGAAGGAACACUUAUUACGCGUCUAUUGCUAAGGCGUACGCGGCAGAGGUGGCGAACAAGUGCGCAUCGGACGCCGUUCAAAUAUUUGGCGGAAACGGUUUCAAUAGCGAGUAUCCAGUUGAAAAGCUGAUGCGCGACGCCAAGAUUUACAUGAUUUACGAGGGAACGUCCCAGGUACAGAGGCUAAUCAUCUCAAGAGCUAUCAUCGACAGGGCCAAGACUUUGUAAGCGGGAAAUUUGGAACGCUGAUCAUAGAAAAGACGUAUUUUUAACUGAUUUAAUUAAGUGGUUAGGUAUUACUGGUAAUGCUGUAUUCAACUGUUAACGUUUAAAAGACAACUGCUGUACAAAUUAUACAUAUUUUUGUUUUUCUUUUGUUUUUUGUUAUACACGCAUACAAAGACAUUUUACAAUA